This is a messenger RNA of Centruroides sculpturatus (bark scorpion), 1123 nucleotides long. RefSeq lists its product as uncharacterized. The coding region runs from base 150 to 953 and encodes 267 amino acids. The transcript is spliced from 3 exons. Lineage: Eukaryota; Metazoa; Arthropoda; Arachnida; Scorpiones; Buthidae. The record is from RefSeq and is a predicted model, not a curated record.
CUGGAGGAAGAGAAAUCGCCGGGGGAAGUCGGAAGCCGAGAAAGCGGCCCGGCGGGAACCGGGCCGUAUGAAGAGCAUCCGGCGCCCUCCACUCCUGGGCUGUGAGAGUCGAAUGCGGGCGGCCGAGGGUCCCGCCGGCCGCCCGGACCAUGAACGGUAGCGCGGCCAAGUCGACGACGGGCACCGGAAGUCCCCCGCCCGGAGGCAACGCGGCCGCCAACGUCACCGUGUCCAGUAACUCCACCAAACCGCUGUUGGACGUGUCCAGGACCAUCACCCGCCCGGCCAGCCUGGCCGCCGUCUCCAGAAGGUCGCUGGUGGAAGAACAGGUGGAGAAGGGCAUCUACCAGAUGCUGGCCUCGCUGGCCCUGCUGUGCCUGCUCUCCCUGCUCAUGUCUUUCCUGGCCCUCUUCUUUCUACAGAAAGUGGCCUCUUCCCUCGUCUCUCCCGAAGACUUCAAAAAGAACGGAGAGAAAAAGAUAGUGGUCAAUCCCAAAGAGUAUUUCGCCGUCUACCAGGUGUCGGUGGCGCUCUGCACUCUGACUUUGUGCCUCAAUCUGUGUUGUCUAUUCGUCUGUUGCAUCCAGUUUCUCUUCGCCAUCAAAUUAAUGAAGAUACCUCGAGGCAACGAAAGGACCAAUAAAUUUCUGAAGAGAAGUUCGCAGACAAGAAUUGUGGCCAUUAGUGGCUUCUUCCUCUCCAUCCCCAUCUUUUUCACAGGUGUCAUACUGUUCACGUUCAUCCAUUUUCACGAAGUACCGGCCAUUAUCACCAGUAUUAUCAUCGGAUCGGGAGUGGUGUUCUGCGGCGUCACUUCGGUCCAGAACGUGUAUCUGUGGCAGUGGGAGAAGACCAGAGCUCUAGAAGAACUGGUCGAGAGCAAACUGAGCCAUUUCGGAGAGUCAAACGAGAUGACUACUCCGGGAGCCAUCGAACUGUCCACUUUGGUGUGAUCGGAAAGCGUUACAGGGUAUCGGCCAUGGAUGGGAUCCGAAUACAUAAUACACUUUCUCACCGUGUAAAAAAGUCAUUUUUGUUAAACAUUCGUAAUUUAUUAAUCUAACUUGUACGAAAAUAACAAUAAAUGUUAUUAAUGAAAAUUCAAAUUCUAAAAAAAAAAAAA